Messenger RNA from Pestalotiopsis fici W106-1, 321 nucleotides. RefSeq lists its product as uncharacterized. Lineage: Eukaryota; Fungi; Ascomycota; Sordariomycetes; Amphisphaeriales; Sporocadaceae. The transcript has a single exon. The record is from RefSeq and is a predicted model, not a curated record. The coding region runs from base 1 to 321 and encodes 106 amino acids.
AUGAGCAGCUUAAUCACCACUGUUGUGGUUGUCAUUGUUCUGGUCAUCGUCCUCGGCGGUGGAAUUCUCACCCUCGCCCUGGGCUGGAACACCUUUAUCCCACGCCUAAUCCCCUCGAGGUGGCGAACAAACAAGUCCAAGGAGCAGCAGCAACUGUGGCCGUCGGAGAAAUACCCAUACCCCCCGAGAGGCUCGGUUGAGACGGACUGGGCAAACUCCCCCAUAGAAUCACCGGCCAACUCUCCCGUGGCAUCGCCGAGGGGAUCCAGACAGAGUUCCGACCUCAUGGCAAAGCACGCUUCCAUGAAAGAGGUUGUCUAA